CCGAUUCCGACAACCAUAAAGCUGCUUGACCUGAGGAGGAUUUGCUCGAGAUGCCUUACCUUGUGGAGGAUUCCUGGAUCAAUGGCCAGGCAAGCACCUACAACAUUUCCGACCUUGAAGACUGCACCAUUGCUAUCGAUGCUUCUUACUUCCUGAGUCUUCUUCUAGACAACGACCCUUCUCGCGAGUCUUUGCUUCCUGCACUCGGGGGCUUGACGGGCAUCCAUUAUCAUAUCCACCGACAUCUUGACCUCUGGGAGAAGCAUCGGAUCACCCCCUUUUUCAUCUUUGAUGGCCAAUCCUUAGUUGGACAAGAUGAGGUCACUUUGACGCGCGCUAGAGCUGCAAAUCAGAGGAUGGAUCAGGCAUGGACGCUGUACUUGCAAACCGAGGGCAAUGAAAGUGUCAAUGUCUUCAAGGAGAACCCAGGUAUGCUUUCUUUCCUUGCUUAUUUCGAAAUGAUUGAUUCGGAUCUAUGCGCCGGCAUCAUGGGGCCUCAGGAGUUGCUUCUAUACCCUAUCAACGAGUCGGUCAUUCGCAACUUUGACUGGGAUGCUGGAACUGUGACCGCCAUCUCAAAGAAGAGGGUCAUGCGUGCACUUGGAGUCAACGAAUCCAUGUUCAUCGACGCUAUGCUCAUGACAGGGACGUCGUUUCUCCCUACAUUUCCGCCGCUGCAGGACACCUCCAUUUACCCAUCCCCCUUCACCAUUGCGGAGGCAGUCAACAUCCUGCGGACCUCAGAUAAGGCUGUUGUUAGCGCUUGCGCCUCCUUCAAUGACAUCUUGCAAGCAAAGGACCCCAACUGGCUAGACAAGUAUCGCAAAGCCAGAAUGGCAGUCCAUCACUUCAUCUACAUCGCUGAGAGUGGCGAGGUCAUGGUUCACGACUUCGACCAGCUCACACAAGACAAUCACGAAUACCUCGGUCUCCAGAUGCCCGCAGAGCUAUUUCACUAUCUUAACACGGGUCUAAUCGGUGCUCGUAUCUUGAACGGAAUAACACACGGGCAGAUUCUUGUCUUACCGACCCUGGAUGGCACUGCUUCUGACGAAUACAAGAAGCUUGUGACUAGCCAAAUUCUUCCCAUCAAAGAGCAAGCCCUCGGCCUCAUCAUUCCAAGAAUUCACAGGGGAAUUGGCCACAAGGACAUCACGAUGAAGGUUUGGUUCGAUCCGAAUUACUCUUAUACUUUCAAUCAUCGCUCCACCCAGCCACCCCCAUCUCAACGGGUAGCAACCUGGGAUGUCAAGGAGAAAGACUUGCGUCACUUUUACCCAGCAGAUUUUGCUGGCCCAGUGUACUUGGAGGUGCUUGCGCUUGCAAACCAGGACUUUGUUGCGAAAACAAUUUCUAGAGAGAAGCCCAUCCGCGGCAUCGAUAGCACUGACAUGGUGGUAUCAAUCGCCAUCUGGCGCUUUCUCCACCUCAGGGGUUAUGUUGACGACUCUCACAAGCUGACGAAUUGGGGAAAUGCCCUGGCAACUACGCUUCUUGCCAUCAAAGACGCAAGGGAAGAUGAGCCUGAUGUACCAGGCAUCGAUGAAGCUGCUUUGUUGGCGUUUGAAUUAUUGCGUUUUGGACUUUUGAGCGGCAAAUAUGUUGCAGGCGCGCCUGGUAUGCCCCGGAAGGGAACAGAUGACGAAAAGUCGAGUUUGAUUCUCAUUAGCCAAUGCGCUUCAUUGUUGAAGUUGAGACACAAAGAGUGUGGAUACACCGGACCUUUGAACAAGCAUUUAACGGGAUUCCGCGGGCUGUCGACAACGGUUCGCGAAACUGACAGAGACUUGAUCGAAGCAAUUGUGGCGUCCAUGUUCAUGUAUGGCCAGUGCAAGCGCGAAAGGGCUGAUCAGCUAGAAAUCAGUCAGAAGCUUCCUUUCUCACAAGAGCCGGAUAUUGCACUCGGCAUCGCCACUUUCACCUUCUUUGAGGAAGACGAGCCCUCAAACAGUAAAGAAGAGCGAGGUCUUCGGCUGGACAGUUUCUCAACACCAUUCGUACCACACUCGGAGGCAUUCCCUGAAGAUCUCCGCAUCGCCCUUGACUUCGUUCGCGCCCUCAAUCAAGGUGUGAAGACGCUGGAUGCAGCCUCACUACCGCCAAAUGAGAAAUCGGUCUGGACAAAAGCCCAAGAUUACAUCACUGCCAGGCCAUUUACAUUCGAUGGUUAACAGAUACGCAUAAAAAACAAAUUUAGCAAGAUAAACAAGCAAGAAAAGUCCGCAUGAUCAUGGAUAGCCUCUUUAGAUACCACCCUGUACUGCGUUGACAUUUCUAACUAUUCCACAGAGGGUUUACACCAUGAGUUAGAGGUCUCAUUUUAUGAGAAGAUUUGUGUCUUUGAAAUGAAAUAAACAACCAAAAAAAGAGAAGAUGGAGAAGAUGAGCAUUCAGGAAGAGGGUUUUGUACUCAUUCCUGAUGGGUGUAGUAUCGUGGGCUGGAGAAGAGGGGGGACGUAAUCAACUAUCGGAGAAGCGAAAAGGUCUUUUGCGAGCGACAGCUUCUGGAGGUAGCAAAUAGCAAACAAACUUAGAUGAUAGCAAGAUCUUAGAAGUUUGCAUUUCAAAUGGCUUCUUUUGUAUGUUGAUGUCAGUGUGAUCC
Trichoderma atroviride IMI 206040 is the source of this 2602-nucleotide messenger RNA. The record is from RefSeq and is a predicted model, not a curated record. Lineage: Eukaryota; Fungi; Ascomycota; Sordariomycetes; Hypocreales; Hypocreaceae.